GUCGUGUAAGCAAAAGUCCGAUUGUCAGCCACCUGUACUCGAUGCAUCCAAUUUCUCCAUCGUCAAUUCCAAUGCUUCAUUAACACCACUUUCCCCAUAAACACAUACUCACACACACUCUCUCUCUCACACACACUCCACCACCAUAACCGCCAUGAAGCUCGACCGCCGGACCUCCACCGCCACCUCUCAAACCCUCACCGCCACCACCUCCUCCGCCGACGCGCGGUUACUCGUCCGCGAAACCCUACGCAUCUCCGCCAAUCUCGCAUCCUCGCCGUCGUCGGUUCUUCCGCCGUCGGAAACCGUUAGGUCACCGGACGCCGCGAGCUUCGGCCUAAUUGAAGAGCAGUUUGUUGAUGCGAGCUUGCGAUUGAUCUGUUAUGAGGAAAUUGAUGGACGUAGGUUUAAGUAUUUGGCGCAGAAAGAGGGGAGUAAGUUCAGGAAGGGCUCGAAUUCGAUUCGUGCUGUUAGUUUGCAGUCUCGGAGAGCUCCUGUGGACGAGUUGGUGUCUUUUAUACGAUCCUAUGUGGUUCCGGAUGGAUUUCCUGACAGUGUCAGCCCUUCGUACGUGCCAUACAUGACAUGGAGAGCUUUAAAGCAUUUCUUUGGUGGAGCAAUGGGUGUGUUCACCACACAAGCACUUCUACAUUCUGUUGGUGUCUCUAAAAGCCAAGCAAUGCCUGGUGCUGUCGCUAUCAAUUGGAUUAUCAAGGAUGGUUCUGGGCGCAUUGGCAAAAUGCUUUUUUCUCGGCAAGGAAAGAAAUUUGAUUAUGAUUUAAAGCAGCUUCGACUAUCUGGUGACCUUCUGAUGGAGUUGGGUGCCGCUGUAGAAUUGGCAACCACCGCUGUACCACACCUGUUUCUGCCUCUUGCCUGUGCUGCCAAUGUUGCGAAGAAUGUUGCUGCUGUUACAUCAACAUCGACUCGCACCCCAAUAUACAAAGCCUUUGCAAAGGGAGAAAAUAUAGGCGAUGUUACUGCCAAGGGAGAAUGUGUUGGAAAUGUGGCAGACCUGUUGGGAACGGGAUUUAGCAUCAUAAUGGCUAAAAGAAAUCCUUCUUUGUUCACCACAUUUGCCCUACUCUCUUGUGGAUACCUUUUCAGCUCAUAUCGUGAGGUCAAAUCUGUUGUAUUGCAUACGUUGAAUCGGGCAAGGUUCACUGUGGCAGUAGAAUCGUUUCUUAAGACAGGGAGUGUCCCGACUUUGCAGGAAGGAAACAUGAUGGAAACAGUAUUCAAUCUCCCAUGGUGCAAAGACGGGCCAGUUGUUCUUGGUUCAAGAUUUAAGGAUGCAUUUCAAGAUGCCAACUCGUUUUAUGACGUGGAGCCCGUCUUUGAGAAAGAGAGAUAUGUAGUGGCCUAUAAUCCUUUAAAAGGGAAUAUAUACGCGGUGCUAAAGGAUAAAGCAAAAUCGGAUGAUAUAUUGAAAGCAGCUUUCCACGCUCAUGUGCUUCUCUACGUCCUUCGGUCAUCAAAACACAUCCAAGUUACAAAUGAAUAUACAAGGGGUGAUCGUGUAACUCCUUUGCCAACAUCUGCAGAUCUUCAAGCUCAUGUGGCAGAAUCAUAUAACAUGGUUUCUGCUUUAUAUGAACCUUUCAAGAACAAAACUAAAGAACAGGGGUGGGUGAUGUCGGAUUCUCUUUUGAAUCCUGGCCGGGCUCGGAUAUGUGAACAAGUCAGAUGAGAGCAUGUUGCACAGGAAGGUGUAAGAGCGCGGUUUACGAGUUGUUCAUAGCGUUAACGACCAAGGAAUAUUAAUAAUAGCAUGUAUAGAAAUGAACAUCAAUUGUGUUUCAUCGUACUUUAGUUGUUCUAGUUUCUCCAAGAAUCAGGCUUGGUCGGGUUUGUAUAUGUAACCAGUUUUCUUAUAGCUCUUUAUGGGUAGAGAUAGCCAUUUCUGCAUGUAAGAGUUACAACUGUCAAUCCGUUGGAUAAACGGGUUACACUGACCGUGCUUGGCUUGCAUGAAUAGUGUAUCCGGAGUGGGACGAAUAUAUAUAUAUAUUUUUGUUCAGGUUCUAUAAA
Helianthus annuus (common sunflower) is the source of this 2031-nucleotide messenger RNA. RefSeq names its product protein root UVB sensitive 6. Lineage: Eukaryota; Viridiplantae; Streptophyta; Magnoliopsida; Asterales; Asteraceae. The coding region runs from base 155 to 1690 and encodes 511 amino acids. The record is from RefSeq and is a predicted model, not a curated record. The transcript is spliced from 13 exons.